This is a messenger RNA of Psylliodes chrysocephalus, 762 nucleotides long. NCBI's taxonomy places the organism in Eukaryota, Metazoa, Arthropoda, Insecta, Coleoptera, Chrysomelidae. The record is from the annotation of a GenBank genome assembly.
AUGCCCCGGGCCCCUCGAUCGGGCCGCCUGUCAUCGCUGCUCCUGAUGGCCGGCCUGGCGUUCGCCGCCACUUUCACCAGCUCAUCGUCACCGCUCUCUGACGACGACGACCACUUCGACGCCUCCUCCGUUAUUGUCGUUGGCGUUGACGGCGCUCCUACGUGGCCACUUUCAUCUUCUUAUUGUUCAACCCUCGACGACGACACUUUCUGUCCGCCGCCCUGUCAGACCUCAGACAGAUCUAAACAGUGCCUUCAUUACUUGCAAGAUUCGCACAAAGAGGAAGUCUGCGGCCGAGACGUGCCGCCCCAGCGCAGGCGUGACGUGCUGCACCGACUCCGGAUGCCCCAUUGCUGUGAACACGCUGUCGACAAGGCGCUCCCCGAGGCCGCCUUCCACGGGGACCCCAACACCUGCCAUCGACUCCUCACCAGACUUCAAGAGGUCGAUAACUUCGCCAGGUCUCUAUCCUGUACCCAUGCUGAUCUGCUCACUCGCUAUGAUUGUUCACAGAACUAUUCCAUCGUUCACCACUGCAGAAACUGCAAGGUAAAGAGAAUAAUAAAUUUACCAGUAAUAUAUCCACCAUCAACCAUCCUUCUUUCAAUCCUUUCAACGAUAUUAUGCCCCAGUGCCCUACAGCACUGCAAUCUCAUUGGUCGCCCGCUGACAGUUGACAUUAUUGACAUAAACUCAACCAAUACAAAUCUUAAAUCUUCGGUCACCAGGAGCCUCGCAAAACGUUUUUAUCUCAUUAUAUAG